This is a messenger RNA of Cuscuta campestris, 790 nucleotides long. The record is from the annotation of a GenBank genome assembly. NCBI's taxonomy places the organism in Eukaryota, Viridiplantae, Streptophyta, Magnoliopsida, Solanales, Convolvulaceae.
AGAUAAAACGCUAAAGUUAAUGGAAUUUUGGUUACUCCGGUAAGGAAUCCAUCAGCAGUCUGCCGCCUGUUGCUUGCCAAUUUUGGUGGUUGGAUUCCCUAUUUCCCCUUCCACUGUUUCCCUCAUCUUCCUAAUCUGAAAUCCGUUCCUUGCCGCUGCCCGGCUGAGAUGCUGGCCGACGAGGCAAAAGCCUUGCUAGGGUUCCCCCCCGAUUGUCGCCCCUCUCCAUCUCAGGUUAAAGCUGCUUAUAGAGCAAAGAUAUGGGAAACUCAUCCAGACCGCUUUCCUGCUCAUGAAAAAUCAUAUGCGGAGUAUAAGUUCAAGAUGGUUUCUGAAGCGUACAGCUGCUUGUGCUCUGGUGCAAGAGUACUGAAAUCCUCCCAAGCAGGGGCAUACUCAUAUGUGGUCCGUACGGGAGGCGUUCCAAGAGCAAAUGGAGGGAGGAGGAAUCAUAUGCUGGUUGGGGUUCCCUUCCUUUUGGUCAUCCUAGGCACUCUUGCACUGGCUGGAUCAAAUGUGGCCAGGGCUUACAGAAAAGAACAGCAGGCUUAUCCUUCUCACAAUCCUUUUCUCCCUUGAUCAAAUCGCACACAAGAAGGCGGAAUAUUUCAAUUGCAAAAUAGAUAUUGAAUGUAUAGGAACAAACAUAUUAGCUGCAUUCGAUUUGGUGUAUUUACACUUGCAUACAUAUAUACAUACUUAUGUACACCAGAGGAAAACAGUAAACAGAGCCUCUUCAAAUUCUCAGUCUAUUCAUUCUACACUGGUUGAAUAAUAACGUUUUUGGUUU